ACUCCGGCGUGCUCUCAUACCCAUCACAGACGGAGCAUCCCCGUCCUGCCGAGCGCUUCACACAUGCUGACAAAGCUGCGCCAGAAGCUGGGAUAUGGAUGCUCUCAGAGGAAAGGGAUAAGCCUGGACCAAGAGAAGAAACAGAGUCGAGAGAAGAGAAAGGAUUCCAUGAUCUCUGCCGGCGAUGCUGAGUUCCCGCGGGAUUACCACACCCUGGCUGCCAGCGGCGGCCGUGGGGCACGGCGCUUCCUGGACAACAGCAAUGGGGGGUUCACGUCGUCCUCACUGGACCGCAGGCACAACAAUGUGGCUGCUAAAAGCUUGGAGGCCCUGAACAGCAUGCACAAGGCGGACAUCGAGAGGCAGCGAGACGCCCUGAUGGACCUGCAGAAGAACAAGUACACUAACAGUCCAGGCAGCUUGUCUCAGGGCUCCACUGCUGCCGGCCGACAGCAACAACCAAACUACUGGAGCUUCAAGACCCGUACGCCCCGUGUGACCCGACUCAGCCCAACACAGCCGGCGCUCGCAGACCAGGCCAACAGGGUUUCUUUUGCCUCAGCUGAAAAUCUGGAGACCAUGUCCGAACCCGACGUCCCCAUCGGCUUCAACCGGAUGAACCGACUUCGGCAGAGUCUUCCGCUGGCUCGCUCGUCCAGCCAAGCCAAGCUGCGGGCACCAGGGAUCCUGUUCCUCCAGCUUGGAGAGGAGAUUCGCAGGGUGCACCUGACUCACGAGCUGACCAGCCUGGACACCCUGAGGGCCCUCAUUGUGCACAUGUUCCCCCAGAGGCUCACCAUGGCCAUGCUCAGGUCUCCCAGCACAGCGUUGCUAAUCAAAGAUGAGACCCGCAAUGUCUUUUAUGAGCUGGAGGACCCUCGGGACGUUCAGGACCGCUGCGUAAUUAAGAUUUACUGCAAAGAGCCCAUCUACGGCACUUACCCCGGACACCACAACCCCCACAUUGCCAACGGAGACUUGAGAAGGGAGAUGGUGCACGCACCCCAGGAUUCUCCGCCAAACCGUCGCCUUGGCAACCCCGCCAUGUCCUCCCAGCAUUCCUCCUCUUCUGCUUCACCUCCUCAAGGCUCGCCGUCCCGUGCUCGACUGCUCUACAGCUCUGGGAGACCCUCUUCCUACGCAGGGCCACCCCACCACACCCACUCCCUACCUCACCCGCACUCCCAGUCCCACCACUCCUCCCCCCUCCAGCAGCCCCAGCUCCACCAGCCCCAUCACACCCAGCCAGCAUUCUGCACCUCCUCCAGCGCCAUCCUGGAGCGCAGGGAUGUGAAGCCUGAUGAUGAGGUGGGCGGGUCCAGGAGCAUGGUGCUACUGCGAGGAGAUGGAGGUGGGAUCUACGCCGACCCGUACGCUCUCGGCCCAGACGCGAGUCGCCUGAGCCUCGCGGGAGGUCCUCACUCUCCUCUGCCAGCCAGAGCUGACCCUUAUGCCUCCUUAUACCGCCGCGGGGGCGGACCGGGUCCUGGAUCCGUUCGGUCACUAACCUCCUACUCUGCUGCAGCGUUACAGGGGGAGUUGAUGGAGAGCGGUGUUCUCUACAGGCCUGGAGGGCCGCUGUAUAGCGAUGCCUACACUGCAUCCAUGUUGGCUAUGGGUCUGAGGGUGCCACCCCCUUCUUCCCCACAGAAGAUACCCGAUAUGAGGGAUUCCUAUGGGGGGACCAUGUCCACGCGGGGGUCACCAGGGAGGCAGAGUUUGAGAAGGGACUCUGUUACCUCCUCUGUGUUUGGGGACAGCCCUAAAGCCCGGGGCCAGGGGCCAGGGUUGGGUCUGACAGCAGAGCAGCUCUGCCUGAUCGGAGGAGGGGAUGGAGGCGGCGGUACUGGAGGCUUCGGUUCACCACUAAUUGGGAAUGAGUCAGAGACCAGGGAGCGAAUGGAGGCGAUGGAAAAGCAGAUAGCAAGUCUGACCGGGCUGCUACAGAGAGUUCUGACCAGAGCGCCCGAAGCUGAAAGUCCGGAGAAGCUUGAGACGGCCAGUGACUGUUCAGGAAAUGACCCUGGACAAACUAAAAAAAAGAAAGCUCUGACACCAUCUGCUCCCCUGGCCCUGAUGCCGCCUCCGUGUUCGGGGGCCAACCAGCCCGUGGCCGUGUCCCGUAUGCAGAUGCAGCUCCACCUCCAAGGCCUGCAGCAGAACACCAACGCCCUGCGCAAGCAGCUGUCGCAGCUGCGCAACAUGCAGCUGGAGAAUCAGGACUCCGUUCUAUCUCUACUGCGUCAAACUGAGUCUGAGCUGAGUCUCAUGAUGCUGGACGCCAUGCGACCCCAGGAGGACCCACUCCAGAGACAGCGCCUCUUAGUGGAGGAGGAGAGGCUGAAGUACCUGAACCAGGAGGAACUGCUCAUCCAACAGCUGCAGGUGUUGGGUUUUGGUUUACCUUACAGUGAUCUGGAGAAGUCUGUUGAGGAGCUGCAGAGGAACUCGUCGGUGAACCACGGCCUUGUGACGGAGCAGGAAGUGGAGCAGAAGAGCAAAGAGCUGAGGAUGUUGGGAGAGACUCUGACCGAACUCAAAAACCAGUUCCCCAGCCUGCAGAGUAAGAUGCGAGUGGUGCUGAGGGUGGAGGUGGAGGCUGUUAAAUUCCUUAAAGAAGAACCUCAACGCCUGGAAGCUCUACUGAAACGAUGCAACACCAUGACAGAUGCUCUCAGCACGCUUCGCAGACAAGUCUCUGAAGGUGUGUGGAAGACCCCUGAGGACCUCUCCAGCCAAUCGUUGAAGAGAUCAGAGGACCUGAGUCGCAGCUCCACCCUGGAUAUCCUGAACAGUCCUCCUCUCAGCCUCAGUGACCUGAGUACCAGCUCUGGUCUGGCCAACUGGAUGCCCAUGUCCUCCUCUGCCAGCGAAGCUGACACCUCUGGUCCCGAGCAGGACGUCCAGUCCUCCAUGUCUUUCAGAAACCGAGUCCUUGAUGAGCUGCCAAGCCGGCGUCCUGCAGACAAAGCUGUGUCUGCCGAAGUCAGACUGGCGGCUGAGCGGGACUGGGAGGAGAAACGUGCCAGUUUGACCCAAUUUAGUGCCCAGGACAUCAAUCGCCUGUUGGAAGAGACCCAGGCCGAGCUGAUGAAGGCCAUUCCAGACCUGGACUUUGCUGCCAAGCACAUAAACAAACCGGCAGUGCCCCCUAAACCCCAGAUAACUCUACCAAUAACCUCCACCACAGCUACUGCUCCAGCUGGAGGGACCACAGGGACCACAGCCACCGCCACCACCACCGCAUCCAGCGGGGACCAGCAGCCUGGCAAAGUGCAGCUGGCCGCUCAGAAGCUCAACAGCAUGGAGAGUGGCGGUUCACAUCGAGGGUCCGUGGACCUAAGUGUUGCCAGAUACAAAACCGAAAAACCUUCCAAGUCUCCUCCCCCGCCUCCCCCUCGCCGAAGCUUCCCAUCGGCUCACGGCCUCACCACAAACCGUACUGGAGACGUGAUUGUCACCAGCAAGAACCAGAAGAUGGAAGAAGAUGGUGACAUGCCAAAAACUCUGGUAAAGCUGAGACGGACUCCGUCAGACGCCCCCCGACCGGCCUCAACUCCACCUGUAAUCGCUGCCUCAGCCAUUCAGGACGAAGACGAUGAAGAGAAGAUCCUAGCCGAACUAGAGAUAUUUCAGAGAACACCUGUUAAAGAACUCCCCUGUAGUAAAAAGAGCAGCAGCCAACCAAAAGCCACCCCUCCAUGCGUGUUUGGGUCGCUGGGCAGAAAGAACAGCAGCAACUCACCGGGACCAACGAAGGGUCCGACCGUCGCAGCCCGACUCAAGCACCUUCAGCAGGGCAGCCUGGAGAGACCCAAAACCCGCAAGCAGAAAGAGGAUUUCCCCAAAGUCCAGGGCCAGCAGCAGGUAUUCCACUUCUAACCCCUCUGACGCUCCGCCUGCCCCUCCUCUCUGCUGUCACUUCAGAGGAAGCUCCGCCUCUUUGUCCCAGAAGACUCUGUGAGGGAGCGCCAACUGAUUUUCACUUCCUCUUCUUGUGUGUUUUUAUUUUUUUAUUUUUUUAUUAAUUUUUUUGCUUGGUUGGAUUUGGACGAGCUUGUUCAGACAUCAAGUUUUUGUCCAGCAUGUUCGCUUUUCUGCCGACUAAUCUAAAUUCAGUCAGAAAAUCCUGAUCAUUUAGUCGAGUCUGUUCAAACUGUUGCCUUUCAACAGCUAGAAAGCUACAGCCUGUUAUGCAAGAAGAUUUCAGUGAGGUUACCUGAACAUGAGUUUAUUUAAUGUAGGCAACAAAAUUGAAAAGCAGCCGAAAGAGCAAAGCAGACAUGCAAAAAACAGAAUGCACACGGAGGCACAAAAAUAGGCAGGGUCGGUUAGAAUUUUAGAAAUAAUUUUGCGUUUUUUAUAUAAAAAAAAAAGAUACAAAACAUCUAUAUAAAUGUAUGUCUUUUCAGGAUUUUUUCUUAGGCUGAUUUGACUGUUUGUUUUUACUGGCUGGAAUUACCUCAUUUAAUCAUUUCUCCUUAAAGCCACUCUGGCUGUCAGUUUUUCCUGAAAAACAUCUUCAGUUUAGUUUUUGUCCGGUCAAACAAAAAAGCUUACCCUUUAUUGAUCAAGAUAAAAAGGAAAAUUCUAUAUUUUUACGUUUUCCGGAAAUAAUUAAACCUCCUGCUAACCCAGUAACAAGAACUGAGCAUCCUGGAGUCAAAACAAAUGUCUUCAAUAAUGAAGCCCUGCAGGAGUACAUCAGUCAGAUUUUACAGUCCCAUUAUUGCAUCUGUUCCUGUUGCAUCAUCUUCAGGGGGAUCUCGUUCAAUUUGAAUAUCAUCAACUGGUUUAUUUAUUUCAGUAAUCUGCUUCAAAAAGUCAAACUCAUGCUGUAGAUUAAUUACACAGGGAAUCAUGAGGUUAUUUAUGCUGUACAUUUUGACGAUUAUGGGUUACUGAUAAUGAAAACCCCAAAUUCUAUAUUACACGAGACUAAUAAAGGAUUUUUAAUGAGGGGCCUAUUGUAGAGUAUGUCCAUGCACUGCGUAGUCCAUGGUGUGAAUUGUAAGUCUGGCCAGUUUGCCAGCCAAACAAGCAUAGUGAUGCCUCAUUUAAAGCAGAUAAUGGGACAUUUGGCAGUGUGGGCAGGUGCUAAGUCCUGCUGGUUAAUGAAAAGUUUUUCAUCAGAAAGAAGAAUAAAGUGCUUUAAAAUUUCCUGGUAGAUGCCUGCACUGACUUUGGACUUGAUCAAACUCGGUGGACCAACAGUGUUAGGUGAAAUAGAGCCCUAAAUCAUCACUGACUGCUGAAACUUCACACUUGACUUGCAGCAACUUUGAUUUGGCGCCUCUCCGUUGUUCCAGCAGAAUCUGGAACCUUGAUUUCUGAAUAAAAUGCAGACUUUGAUUUCACUCAAAGAAGAGGACUUUGCAGCACUGAGCAACAAUCCAGUCUUUUUUGGGCUAUGCUUUACAAGUAAUCAGUACUGCAGUUUUCCUGUUCUUUGUGCACGUUUUUUUCUAGCGCACUUCUUCUUUCCACUUAACCUUCCAGUAAUAUAUGUGGAACCAGCUCUCUGUGAACAAUCAGUUUUUGGAGCCACGAUAUUUGCGGCUUAUCCUCUUUGUGGAGGGUGUUAAUGGCUUUCUGCAACAACUGUCAGGUCAGCAGUCUUCUGGAUAUAAAGUCCUUGUGAAAUACUCAAAAAUCCUGAGUAACUAAAUAUUGGGUUUUCAGUAGCUGUAAGAUCUACUCAAGAAAAUUACCAUAAAUAAAUGCUGAAAAUCCCUGUGUGCAACGAAUGUUACUGACAAAAUAAUGAUAUCCCCACCAUAAACAAUAAUACGAUGGUAAAACUAUUAAGGUACAAAACCUGAUCUGAAAAAUACUGUUGAGGAUAUGAAUGCCGUUGCAUUCAUCCUGUCUGGAAUCAUGGACAGCAGUAAGUCUUUGAAAAGGAAGAGCCGCUGAUAAACACACAGCUUUUUGAAAACAGAGGCUGGCGUAUGAAUGGAUGAAUCCUGAAUCGUAUCUGCUCCUUCAGCCACAGCAGGCUGCUCCCAACCCACUAGGUUUCUGAGAGAGAAGCGUACAAAGCACAUCAAGCUGGCCUCUUUAAGCGUUUUCAAUCAUCCUCAGUAGGGUAUCCGUAUAGAUUCAGAGGACCUCAGCACACAGAGUUUAUUUCUGAAACAUAAAACAGCUCACAGGUCUGUAGAGUCGCGAGAGGACGGAGUCUAUUUAGCGUUAAAUUACAGCCAAGCUGACACAAGAACGUUUUCUUAUCUCCCUACAUUCAGAACUGCUUGAUGUAGGGAGAUAUCAGUCUGAGUUGAAAUCCACUCAGCCUGAUAACAAGCCUUCAAAAAUACUUUAACCACAGGUGUGGUAAUGAUGCAAUACUUAAAACAUUCCUAUACUCUAGCCUGUCCAAGCAGAACCAAAUUAUAAUAAUUUUACAGAUACUCACUUUCAGUUUGUUCUGUUAGUCAUGCUUAAGCAAGAUGGCUCAAGACAAUCAAGAUCUUAUUGACGUCUUACACCUCCAAAAGAAUCUAGAAUUAAUGUAAAUUGCUUCAAAACCAUAUGAGUCUACGAUUUUUCUUCCUUCAAAAAGAAAAAAAGUUGCUCAAAAGCCACAUUUGAAAAGCGCAGUAAUGUGCAGAGCUGUGCAGAAACCCAAAACAAACUGCACUGAUGCAUUUUUAAUGUUGUUGCUCAAUGUGAAAUUGGAGACAUGCCUUCAAUGUGAAGGAAACUAAAACACUUUGUGGGGACGAGGUGUAGUUCAGACUCACAAAAGAGCUCAGGAGGGUUUUAUCUAUUUAACCUAUUAGAUGUUACAUAAAGUGUAUCAAAUUCAUUCAUUUAUAGGCUUUAAUAGCUACUGUCAGUAGUUCUUACAAUUGUAAACCUAAUCACAUUUAUCAGGAGCAGAAAGUUUAAAGGACAGAAUUAAAAUAUUCCCAAAAUACGUUUUUCAUAUUUGCCGUUCACCAGUUUAAUUUUGUCUCAAAUGAUUUCUGGAGCUGUAAAAUAAUUUCGGCCCAGUUUGUAAUGGCUGAAGUAAUGUGUUUCUGUCACAUUUGUAUCAUAUUCUUUAGCAUUUUUAACAUAAAAACUAACAAUUUCUGCUCCACUGUAUCAAAUAGGCGAUGCAUUUUAAAGUUUCACGUUUCCUCAUGGUUUUCAUCCUGAGAUGGCAGCAGAUGCGCCGGCCCUCAGGUGAUACAGCAUCACUACACUCCGUAGAGAUGCUGAUGCUGGGUUGAACAUCAAAUUUAAUUUGAUGCUCAGCUCCAGUUUGAGCUCAAAAUGAAAGGAAAGGUUGCACAGUGCCUUCCAAAGGUAUCAGUAUAUCCAAGCUUUAACGUAAUUUAUUGGGAUUUGAUGUGACGGAGCAAGGCAAAGUAAAGUACGGCUGAGAACCUGACGGAAAGAGACAAAUAUAACCCGAUGAGUGGCUUGCAUUUGUAUUCAGUCAACUUAAAUCCAAUAUACCCAUAAAUAGAAUGCUGUGCAUCCAGUUUCCUUCAGAAGUAAUAGAAUUGUUAACAACAAUCCACUUGUGUGUGGUUUUAUGUUUGUAGAAAUCCAGCUGUUCUCUGUAGGCGUCAGAGAAUGGUAGAGCAACUAGCAUCUCCAUUGUUGUCAUUGAUGGAAACAGAUAUUUCAGUAAUAUUUAACCCUCUAAACGAUACGUUUUUAAAAACUUAACAGAAGGCCGUUGAAAUGGGAUGAAGGAGAUGAAACACAUCGAGCGGCUGAUCAUUGCCUGGUGUGUGAGUGAGAUAAGACUGAGAACAGAGAGAAGAAGAAAGGGAGCAAAAAAGGGCAAAAGCACAAAAUAUCCAAACAAUGUUUGACUCUAGCUGAAUUACUUGAUUAGGUAUUCGCCCAUUCUGAUUCAGGUGGUAAUAUUUACUCUCUGACGUGUGAAUUUCAAGUAUCAAAUUGUAAUAAUCAUUACUAUUAAUACGAUAAUUAAUUACAUUCGACUAACUUAACUGAAUUAUUCAGUAUAAUUUAUGCAGUGCUGAUAAGGUUGCAGGUGUACAUUUUACAGUUAUACCUUUCACUUGACCUUUGGUGUGUUCCCCCCCAAAAAAUUUUCUUGAGAAAUCUGUUUAUUAACACUUCACCCCCAACAAUGACGGUGAAUUUCCGCACCUGGUCUGAAGAAGACAGGCAAAAA
Messenger RNA from Fundulus heteroclitus (mummichog), 8140 nucleotides. RefSeq lists its product as uncharacterized. Bases 64 to 3882 code for a protein of 1272 amino acids. The transcript is spliced from 20 exons. NCBI's taxonomy places the organism in Eukaryota, Metazoa, Chordata, Actinopteri, Cyprinodontiformes, Fundulidae. Gene Ontology annotation, cellular component: actin cytoskeleton; postsynaptic density; cytoplasm. The record is from RefSeq and is a predicted model, not a curated record. Gene Ontology annotation, biological process: regulation of dendritic spine morphogenesis.